This is a messenger RNA of Camelina sativa (false flax), 1744 nucleotides long. RefSeq names its product transcription factor E2FC. The record is from RefSeq and is a predicted model, not a curated record. Lineage: Eukaryota; Viridiplantae; Streptophyta; Magnoliopsida; Brassicales; Brassicaceae. Gene Ontology annotation, biological process: regulation of transcription by RNA polymerase II. Gene Ontology annotation, cellular component: RNA polymerase II transcription regulator complex. Gene Ontology annotation, molecular function: protein dimerization activity; RNA polymerase II cis-regulatory region sequence-specific DNA binding; DNA-binding transcription factor activity, RNA polymerase II-specific.
UAAGGCAAAAUUCGAAACUCUCUCCAACUUCUUACGCCCACCGCUCUUUUCACAUAAUCCCAUUUUUAUUUAUUCUCUUUUUAAUACAUCGAAAAGACUAUCAUACCCUUCCUCUUCUUCCCGCUGUUUCCUCUCUUCUCUCUCCAUCUUUUUCUCCAUCUUCCCUCUUCUUCUUCUUCCUUCAUCUCCCCCCCUCCAACAAAACCUAAAUUCACCGAUUCUCAAACUCCCCUAAAUCGCUUCAACCACUUAAAUCCCAAAUCUCCAACCACCGAGAGAUACGCUGCCGUUACAUGGCCGCGACAUCAAACUCAGGCGAAGAUCCGACUCUCUCUUACCAUCACCAUCACCACCACCACCGAUCUCCUUUUCGCUUCGAAUUACUUCAAUCCAUCUCUUCCUCUGAUCCUCGUUACUCUUCUCUCACCCCUUCUUCCACGAAUCGGCCUUUCUCUGUCUCCGAAUCGCUUCCGCAACAGUCUCCGCUAAUUCCAUCUCACUGGGACGAUUCUUACUCUCAUAUCACUCAGAAAUUUAAGAGUAGAAAGAAUCAUCGUAUUCAGCUUGGAUCUAUUGCAAACAUGUCUGGAGAAAGCAUUGAUGAUAAAUCUAAAGUAAUAGUGAAACAAGAGUCUCCUCAAUACGUUAAACGUGUAUACAACAAGUCAAAGGGUACUACUACACAGUCAAAGGCCGGGAAACGGAUGCCCAACGGCGGCGAAGCACAAAAUGGUGGUCUAAUUGUACCUAGUAAUAACUGCCGUUAUGACAGUUCUCUAGGGUUGUUGACAAAGAAAUUCGUCAAGUUGAUUCAGGAAGCUGAGGAUGGAACACUUGACCUUAACCAUUGUGCAGAUGUUUUGGAGGUACAAAAAAGAAGGAUAUAUGAUAUUACAAAUGUUCUUGAAGGAAUUGGAUUGAUAGAGAAAACUACAAAGAACCAUAUCCGCUGGAAGGGUGCUGACAAUCUUGGACAGAAGGACCUCGGAGAUCAAAUUUCCAGGCUUAAGUCAGAGGUAGAAAUGAUGCAAUCUGAGGAAAGCAGGUUGGAUGAUCUUAUAAGGGAAAGACAAGAAGCUCUGAGAUCCUUGGAGGAAGAUGAAUAUUGUAAAAGGUACAUGUUUAUGACGGAGGAGGAUAUAACGAGUCUCCCACGGUUUCAGAACCAGACAUUACUAGCAAUUAAAGCUCCUACAGCUAGUUACAUCGAAGUUCCAGAUCCUGAUGAGAUGAGAUUUCCGCAACGACAAUACCGGAUGGUGAUUAGGAGUAGGAUGGGGCCGAUUGAUGUCUAUCUUUUAAGCAAAUAUAAAGGAGAUAGUGGGGAAACAAGUGACAAAUUGGGUCAGGAGUCUGAUCAAAAAGCUCCAUUUAGAGUGGACACUCCUUCCUUGAAAAUAGUAACUUCAGAUACUGAUUUAAAAGCAGAUUACUGGUUCGAGUCAGAUGCAGAGGUGAGCCUCACAGAUUUAUGGAGCAUCUUCAGCAGCUGAGAACAAAGUUAUUGAAACCUCAAAUUCCAAUUACUGGGAGGACGAUGAAUGAUACAAAUUUUCAUGUUACGUUUUACUACGCCAUUUGAGCCUGAAUCCUAAUAUAAGUUUUUUUUUUUUGGUUUUCUCUCUUGUUUAAAAUAAAAGAUGCAACAUUCUCAUGUCAUUCAAUGGGUGACAACAAUUAUGUGAAAAAGCUUGUACCCUAACAUAAGAUAUAUAAUUAUACUUAACGGCCCUUGGAUGUCAAA